UUUAGUUAUAUGCUCUUUGUAAACCAUGUCGAUGAAAUCUUUUAAUAUAAAGCCCGCAGCCAACGAAGAAGAGGACGAAAAAAGGAGUAAAAAGUCCAAUCUCCAAUCCAAUCAAACCAUCAACCAUAAAAUGAGUAAAACUGCAAGCCUAAUACUUCGCAAAACGCAGUCGCAUUUCUUAGUGUCCUCUGAGAAACUGGACAAGGCCACGAAAAGGGUUAUAGCUCCGUACGCACAGAUAGUGAGGAAAGGGUUAAAAGAGGAGAGGAAAGAAGGGACAUACUUGGAUAUAAAUAGGUUUAACGUGUUCUUGGAAGAUACCGUUGAUUUGGACUCGCUGCUGUAUGAGACUGCUAUGGUGUUGAAGACUGUUACUAAUAGUUCUGGAGCUUUUGUGUACAUUGUGAAUAAAGUGAACAAUGAACUGAUACUGAUGCCAAAAAAUACGAAAAAUCCAGCGAGACAUGAAGUCAACAUUCCUAUUGAAGAGGGCAAGAUGGCCGCAGCUCACGUGGCCUCCACCAAGGAAUACCUGGUACUAGACGAUGUGCAGCGCGACCGGCGCUUCUCCUCGGGCCUUCACUGGAUAGAUGCUAACACCGCGCUCGUGAUGCCAGUACUGCAGCCUGAUGGAGAUUUAUAUGCUGUGCUGGAGCUGUAUAGGACGUGUGCGGAGCCCUAUGAUGCGAACGUGGUAUACACGGUGGUGAGCGUAGCCUGCUGGGCGGGCGCAGCGGCGCACCAGGCCGCCGCCCGCAUCACGCUACAAAAGACCGGCCAUCUCAACGCGGAGCUACGCGCUUUGCUCAAUAGCUACUUCUGCAACUUGGCCUCUAUUGACACAAUGCUUACCGACAUGUUGGCUGUAGUGAAGUCUUUCAUGGGUGCCAUGCGGAGCAGCUUCUACAUCAUAGACCGCGAGCGCGCCGAGCUGACGGCCGACAUGUGGGACGACGGCUGGGCAGAGAACACUGCCAUGCCCCGCAAGAAAACUAAAAUAGACUUGAACGCCGACCAGACCCCGGCCGGCCUAGUGGCACGGACCGGGGUGUGCCUCAACGUGCGAGACGCGUACAAGGACCCUCGAUUCACGAAGGAGGUGGACCCUACUACGGGUACCGUCGUGCGAUCGUGCCUGGCUAUGCCGAUUAUGGAUAAAAAGGGAGUUAUUGGAGUUGUCCAACUGACCAACAAAAAGAACGCGAAACCGUUCGAAGCCGAAGACGAGGAGAUAUUCAAAGUGUUCGUCAGCUACUGUUCUCUCAUCGUGCAGUUCUACCACAUGCAUCAGGAGAAGAUCUACCAUGAAAACCUCAACCACGUGUACUGCGACCUGAUGCAUGUGCACCUGAAGCCGUGCCGACACGACUUCGACGAGCUCAUAGAGAGCAACGGGAUCGCUAUACCGCCGAACAACUUUAACAACUACAACUUCCAUAUAAGUGAGAUCAGCAAAGAAGACAUGCCCGGGCUCGUGUGCUACAUGUUCAGUGAAACCAUCAUGGAGAAGAUGAGUUUCGACCGCACGCAAAUGGCUGACUUCGCGCUGACGGUGCUGGGAUGUUACCGGCCGAACCCUUACCAUAACGCAGAACACGCGUUUUGUUUUACGCACACUAUGUAUAUGAUACUGCUGACGAACCCGGGACACUUUGAUCCUAUUGAGACAGCGGCACUGCUCCUGUCCGGGGUGUGCCACGACCUGGACCACCCAGGCGUCAAUAACAACUUCCUCUCGCUCACAAACCACCCGCUCUCGCAGAUGUACAGGACCUCGCUAUUGGAAUACCACCAUUACUUCCUAGCCAAGAAGCUUAUUGAGGAUAAGAAAAUCAUAUCAAAGCUGCCGCCAGCCGACCAGGAGCGCCUACUAGAGGAGAUCAAAUACGACAUCCUCUGCACGGACCUAGCUGUGUACUUCCAAGUGAGGGCUCAGCUCGCCAACGUAGUCGCCGAAGGUACCUUCGACUGGAAACUGUCCACACACAGGAACCUGCUUAAGGGAAUACUUAUGACGACAAGUGAUCUCUCGGGAUGCUGCAAACCAUUUGGUGUUGCUAAAGCUAUAACGGCUUGUAUAUACGAAGAAUUUUAUAAUCAAGGUGAUAAAGAGCGCGCAAUGGGCUACACCCCGCUCAGCAUGAUGGACCGCAGGCGCUCCUCGAACCAGCCCGCCGAACAGAUCCAAUUUCUGUGUGUGGUGGUGAUGCCCUGUCUGCUCCUGCUCCAACAUGUGUUCCCUAACACGGCGCAACUUGCUGAUAAUUGCAGAUCUACCCAAGAAUAUUGGCACGAGGAGAUCGAGAUCCGCGGCCAGAAACUGUGGAAACAGGACGACUCGCUCGUGAGCGUCGGACGUAAGAACACGAUUAGCACGAACGACACCCCGGAGUAGGUAGACGAUUGAAUAUGCACCUUACACGGAGGAGUUACGGUUGUUUUUGCUUUGUACAAUACACUUUGUCUGGUUUGCCAAUCGUGUCACAAAGUAGUUGAAGAUAAUUGGUCUAAAAUGUACCCUUAUUAGAUAAAGCCUGCUAUUGCUAUUUCUUUAAAAUAUAUAAGAUAGUUCCCUAAAACUAUACUCUGUACUGUAUCUUUAGGUACUUAAAUAAAAGUAAACAAAAUCUACCCUCAAAUGGUUCCUUAUGCCAGUUGAGGGUAGAUGAAAACAUUACAUGAUCAAAUAAUGUAGGUUAAUGUCAGGUCGUUCAGUGCCAGAUUCAGGCGGUUUUGUAUUUGGUUGGUUAACCAAUAAAUGUUAUAACUACCCGAAAAUUUACAAAUUGUUUACUUUUAUUAAAAUAUCUAAAGAUACAGACUAUAGGCAAGUCGGUUGGAACCGAGUUCCAUGCCCGCUCCACGAAUGCUAUAUUCUAUCUAUUCCGUAUGGAUAUUCAAAAAAAAUCCACAUGACUCGGGCGUUGGGCCACUGAUAUAAUUAAUUAAUGUCAGUAACCUACGAGAAUAGGUUUAGACCUCGCUCGGAAAGAUGGCGCCAUACCAUUGGCGCGCCUUACUCUUGUAGAUGGCGACACCUUUUGAUCUUUAACCUUUUGGACGCCAAUGACCGAUAUAUCCGCACCGCAGGUCCAACGCCAAAGACGAAUUAAUCGGUCACAGACCACAGAGCAACAUAGACAUACGUGCAUAUGCAUAAAGUUCAAUUUCAGUUUUGACACUUCGGUGACGUGGCGUCCGACAGCUUUUGUAUUUGACACGGCGUCGAAAAGGUUAACAAAUUUAACCCAUAUCAGUGAAAGAACAAGGUUCAAAGUCAAAGUUUUAAUCCUGUAUCGAAAGAUGGCAGUAACAGUGACUACAAAAUUUACUUGGACAAUUCGAUUCUAUUCUAAAUUCUCUGUCACUGGCAUAGGUAUCCAGCUAGCUAGGUAGGUGUACUGGUAGGUAACUUCAGCUAGUUUCUGCUUUGUCACGA
This is a messenger RNA of Cydia splendana, 3439 nucleotides long. Its product is annotated as cAMP and cAMP-inhibited cGMP 3',5'-cyclic phosphodiesterase 10A-like. Gene Ontology annotation, molecular function: protein binding; 3',5'-cGMP-stimulated cyclic-nucleotide phosphodiesterase activity. The transcript is spliced from 15 exons. NCBI's taxonomy places the organism in Eukaryota, Metazoa, Arthropoda, Insecta, Lepidoptera, Tortricidae. Gene Ontology annotation, biological process: negative regulation of receptor guanylyl cyclase signaling pathway; signal transduction. The coding region runs from base 26 to 2395 and encodes 789 amino acids. The record is from RefSeq and is a predicted model, not a curated record.